UGCGCGAACUAAUAUAAUUAAAAAUGUUUUUUAAUUUUUCGUUAGUUAAAAACUAAAAAUGUGAAAUAAAAAUUUAAAACAGUUUUAUAAUUUCACAUAUAAAUAUAUUUUCUAUAUUUGAAAGUAGAAUUAUAUUUUGUAUUUUGUUUUAUGACAAUUGUUAUCAAGUGUCAUUUUUACAGUUCAUUAUUAAGAGAAUAAUCGUUUUUAAAAAUGUUUUUUAAAAAAAUGCUAUUUUACUGUUAUUAGUAGAAAAACGAUAAAAUUUAUUAGGGAACCAUUUUUUAAAAUAUUAAUUUAAUUAUAAAAGUGUUUUUUUAAUUUAACAACACGUGUGUGUCUAAUGGUAAUGAAAAUUUCAUGAGUUCCUUUUUACAAUGUUGAACGUGGCUGGAAAUUUAGUGAAAAUCGGCACAAAACGUUGGAAUAUGUUUGAUAGAGAAUGUCGAAUUCAAAGUAUAAUACAAAGAAUUAGAAUCCUGACAAUAUCUUGUCUACAAUGUCAAUAUUAUCAUACAACUUCAAUUUAUUUCAAACAUCAAAAAGCUUCGGAAUUAAAGAAAACUAAGAGGGUAAAUAUUCAAAUGAUCGCAACACCUAAGAAACAAUUUAAUAAAGUUCAAGUAUGGAAAGGUAUUACAGUAAAUGAAUUAGCAAUUAAUUGUAAUAGAAAUGAGGAACAAAUUUUUGAAGUUUUGUCAUUAAUUGGAGUAAAGGGAAAUUUUGAAUCAAACACAUCUAUUGUUUCUGUUAGUGUAAUUAAGGAUGUGGUGGAAAAAAUGGGAUUUAGAAUUCAAAUGAAAUCAAAAUAUGAAAAAAAAGAAGAUUCAAAAUUAGAAAAAGAGAUGGAAUUAACAAAAAGGCCUCCUAUUGAUCCUUUAGUAUUAAUUACUCGACAUCCAGUAGUAACAAUAAUGGGUCAUGUGGAUCAUGGAAAAACAACAUUAUUGGAUUCUUUAAGAAACACAUCAGUCGUGGAAACUGAAUUUGGAGGCAUAACACAACACAUUGGCGCUUUUAAUGUUACCUUAAAUAGUGGUGAUAAAAUCACUUUUUUGGAUACUCCUGGACAUGCGGCAUUUAAAAUAAUGCGUGAAAGAGGUGCAAACGUUACGGACAUUGUUGUUCUUGUCGUUGCUGCCGAUGAUGGAGUAAUGGAACAAACACUUCAGAGUAUAACAAUGAUUAAAAAUGCAAAUGUUCCGUUAAUUGUGGCUAUUAAUAAAAUAGACAAACCAUCUGCUGAUAUAGAAAGAACGAAACGAAUGUUGACGCAGCAUGGAAUAUUAGUUGAAGAUCUUGGUGGUGAUGUACAAAGUGUAAAUAUAUCAGCAUUAAUGAAAACAAAUUUAGAUGCAUUAAAAGAUGCAAUUAUUACACAAGCGGAUUUAUUGAAUCUUAAAGGAGAUCCAAAAGGUCCAGUGGAAGGUGUUAUAAUUGAAUCAACCACACAUCCUGGAAAAGGGAAAGUUGCCACUUCUCUAAUUCAACGAGGGACUCUAAAACGAGGAACUAUUAUUGUCAGCGGAUUAACUAUGGGAAAAGUGAGAGCCAUGUAUGAUCACGAGGGCAAUCAAUUGAAGACAGUUUCAUUAUCCGACGCUGUACAAAUAACUGGUUGGAAGGAUUUACCAAUGGCUGGAGAUGUGAUGUUUGCUGUUGAAAAUGAACAUAAAGCACAUGAGAUUAUUCGUAUUAGAGAAGCAAUUAAAAUGGAUAAUUUGGCUGUUGAACAUCGUCAAGAAUCUGACAAAAGACUUGAGGAACAUCUCAUUGGUUACAGAGAAGAUUUAAAGAAAAGAAGAGAAUUUGGAUCUCCUAAAAAACGUACACAAAAAUUGUUUUUAUCGACAAAAAAAAUUGAAGACGAUCAUGUGAAAUUAAAUAUUAUUAUUAAAGGUGAUGUGGUUGGUUCUGUGGAAGCUAUUUUAGAUGUUCUUGUCACAUAUAGAAAUCAUGAUAAAUGUGCAUUGUCAAUUAUUCAGCAUGAAGUUGGUCCUGUCACAGAAUCAGAUAUUGAAAUGGCGAAAAUUUUCAACGCUAUUAUCUACUGUUUCAAUACGGAUAUUCCAAAAAAUUUGACUGAAUUAAUUAAAAAUGGAAAAGUUCAAGUUAAAACACAUAAUGUCAUUUAUAAACUUGUCGACGAUUUAAAGGACGAAAUUAGCAAAAAAUUGCCUUUAAUCGAAAUUGAAGAUUCUAUCGGUGAGGCAAUUGUUUUAAAAGAAUUUGAAAUCAAUGAUAAAAAAAAAACGGUCAAAGUUGCCGGAUGUAGAUGUACACAAGGUACUUUGAAAAAAUCCAGUUUGUACAAAGUUGUUCGCGACGAUGAUGUAAUAAGCAGAUGUAAAAUAGUUUCAAUGAGACAUUUGAAAUCAGAGGUUGAUUCUAUAAAAAAGGACAUGGAAUGUGGUCUUCUUUUUGACGAUUCAACAAUUACCUUUCAACCUAAUGAUUUAAUUGUUUCCUAUAAAAUACGACAUGAACUACAACAUACCAAUUGGAAUCCUGGAUUUUAAAUGUCAAUGCAGUAAAAUAAUAAUUAAUUCAAUUUAAAAACUAAUAUAAUUUAGGAGAAUGAAAUGUGCGAAAUAAAAACAAAAAUUUUAUUGCGUUAA
This is a messenger RNA of Leptopilina boulardi, 2618 nucleotides long. RefSeq names its product translation initiation factor IF-2, mitochondrial (gene mIF2). Gene Ontology annotation, molecular function: GTP binding; GTPase activity. The transcript is spliced from 11 exons. The record is from RefSeq and is a predicted model, not a curated record. The coding region runs from base 378 to 2519 and encodes 713 amino acids. Lineage: Eukaryota; Metazoa; Arthropoda; Insecta; Hymenoptera; Figitidae.